AUGAUUUUAUUAUUUUCUGAAGCAUGUCCAGCAGGAACUUACGGGAAGUUUUGUAAGAAUCACUGCCUAAAAGGUCAGUUUGGUAAAAUGUGCAACUCUACAUGCCAUUGCAGUUCAGUUCAGGUAUGCAACAAUAUAUUUGGAUGUGUCUGUCCAGAAGGAUUAACAGGAAACAAAUGUGAUAAAGAUGUUACAUCUGUAGAAAACACUUUCACAAAUAUUGUUGUUACUGGUUAUGCAAGUGAAGCUAUCACUAUCGAGGAGACACCAAUCAAAAGCAGUGAACCAUCGAAUAAAGAAUGGCUAUGGUAUACAAUUUGUAUUACUGGAGCUAUAAUAAUAACUGCGUCAAGUCAUGUAUUGCGUUCUUAUAGAAAGCGAAAAUUAAGACUUACAAAUGAAGAAGCAGUGGUGGAAUCAACAACAACUUCUCAGUAUACUGGUUUCUAUCAUGAAAUUGACGAAAACAUUUUUAAAGAUGUCACACCAAGCCUAUCCCUGGUAUCACACCCAUCUAAAAUGGAAGCUAUGUGCUUUAUUCCACAAGAGAAUUCGUUGAUCACAAGAAGCACUGAACUUGUAAAUACAGAUUAUCUUGAUCCUGUAUUCGCAGCAGAAGACGACGAAGAAUAUUCGCAACAACAAGAAUUGCAUAAAAAAGAUAACAUGUCAACGUGUUUCUCCGUAAUAGUUCCGCUUAGUAUCAAAUCUGUCAAUCCUUCCAAAGUCACAGAAACUCGGCAUGAACAUAUGCAUGGGUAUGAAGUACCUGUGAUGGUUCAUCAGUGCAUCGAAAGUUCAUCCGGGUCUGAUGAAGAUGCAACCGAUCAUAAAUAUUCUCAUGUGUAUCAAUCACUACAAAAAGACAGUCCAACGGAAAAUAACGAAUACAAAAAACUGCGGACGCCUGAAAAUAAGAUAGUAAAUGAUGAAUCACUGCAAGCAACUACUGAAGCUAUAUAA
Messenger RNA from Mytilus trossulus (common blue mussel), 963 nucleotides. RefSeq lists its product as uncharacterized. Bases 1 to 963 code for a protein of 320 amino acids. The transcript is spliced from 3 exons. Lineage: Eukaryota; Metazoa; Mollusca; Bivalvia; Mytilida; Mytilidae. The record is from RefSeq and is a predicted model, not a curated record.